This is a messenger RNA of Symbiodinium necroappetens, 546 nucleotides long. The record is from the annotation of a GenBank genome assembly. Lineage: Eukaryota; Dinophyceae; Suessiales; Symbiodiniaceae.
AUGCUCGAGGGCCGAGAAAUUGUCCUGCGCAAACUUCAAGCCAUCCUCUUGGAGACCUUGACGGAUGCCCUGAAUUGCUCUGAUGCGGUGCUAGACAAGCUCGCCGAGAAAGCCCAGCAGACCUCGGAUGGCUUCAUGCCGAAUGCCACAAUGGGGCCUCGCAAUGUGUCCCACAAGGAGUGCAAGAUCGUUUGGGGACUGGCCCGCUACUACUGCAAGGUGCACACAAAGGACCUGAAUGAGACUGAGACGGAAGACUUGUCCGACAGCCUCGGCGCAGAAGUCGGAACCACGGACAUUGACGCUGCAAACGAUCGCCGCCUGGGCCUUGGGCGACGUCUAGCGGUCAUCACGGACUCUUAUGCAGCGCAGGAGGAGGAAGAGACUGCCAGUACAGCAGGUGAUGGUACUUCAGCUACCACCACUACCACCACUACUACCACUACUACCAGUGCCGGCAUGGGAUCCACAUCGACCUCCCACAGCAUGGUGACCAGCGCCUGUUCCAUUUCAAGCAUUCUACUUUCUGUUUGGCUCUUGUUUUAG